This is a messenger RNA of Phasianus colchicus (ring-necked pheasant), 2684 nucleotides long. It is a transcript of the gene PSMG1, whose product is annotated as proteasome assembly chaperone 1. The record is from RefSeq and is a predicted model, not a curated record. Gene Ontology annotation, biological process: proteasome core complex assembly. Lineage: Eukaryota; Metazoa; Chordata; Aves; Galliformes; Phasianidae. Gene Ontology annotation, molecular function: proteasome binding. Gene Ontology annotation, cellular component: endoplasmic reticulum.
CUUCCACAUUUAAACUUCUAAGUACUUUAAUGUUAGAGUUUUGCAUUGAUUAAACAUAUCGGUUGUGAUUGCUGCCAUUUAUCUACCAAUUUUUGAGAUGUUUGAGGUGGCUGUUGUCAAAAAAUAAUUAUUACAUAGAAGAUGAAUUGUCCAGGGAAAAAAAAGUACAUAAAUUUUUGGUUGGUUGUGCAUCAAACAGGAGAAUGCAUAGCACCUCUGAAUUCUUACUUUUCCUUGGAGCUGGUUAGGCUCCCCCUCUCCCCCCAAAUCACUGUCUUCAAUCCAACACGAGGUGCUCUGCUCCUUUCUCACUCUCUGCUGUGUCUUUCCUGCCUCUCUGCUGGUUCAGUUUCUCACGUGGCUGAUGUAUGCCAUUCCUGAUUGCUUUGUUCAGUAGGAGAUAUGUCAAAGUACUAGCUGUGACUCAGUUCAAACUGAAACAGCAAGCUCAUGAGUUAGUUUUCUAGCAGACUGGACAGGUAAUAGCAUCUUGAAGGGCUUUGGGGAAAAAAGUACAGAUUCAUAAUCACACUUAGUAAUAUAAUAAGUGCUUAUACAACUGGUAGUGAAGUAAUAAAAGUGCUGGCAGCAGUUAAUGAGAAGCACUUCUCCAGUGUUGUUGCUGACAUUGUGCCAAGAGGUGCACUGACCAUCACAUUUUGGUAUCUAGAACGUUAUCUCAGUACAGAGAAGUACUGUUUUGUUUUUUUUUUCCUUAAAACUUCUGUAUGAAGUCCAAGAAUAAGCUAGUUUAUGUCACUUGCCUCAGGAGUUUUCUUUAUUUAGAGUAUAAUCUCUUAAUAUAAUGUUAGAAUUUAGUAAUUUCAAGAUGUUUAUUUGAUUCCUUUAAGUUGGUACGUGAAAUAGGAACACGGUUGUGUUCAGUGAGGAGACCUGGCUCUUCAGAGCAGCUUUGUGUAUCACACCUAUUAAGAGCACCUUUGUUAAAGAGAGUAAGUGGUUAUUUCUGUUACCCCGACGUAGAUUGAAUUGUUCAGCAGCUGCUUACAAUCACUGUUCUAUGAAAUAUAACCCCCGGUAGUGGGGUACAAUCUGUUACAAGGACUCAUUCUUUUUAAAUUUAUUUUUUAUUAAACAGUUAAAUCUCAGUUUGGUAGGUUUGUAUUUCUAAUUCAGACUCAAAAAGAUGUUUUUCUUUCUUGCCGUUCGGCUGCCCUGUUCUGUCACGCUGUGCUCACACACCAUAGGCUUGUGAUGGCCCCAAAGGGUGGGAGCAGCUUCUGGCCUCGGCUUUCCCAUACCUGGAAGGGAACUGCCAGCUUAAGGAGCAGAACACUUUAUUUUAUAAGCAGAGCAAAUGCUGUUGUGUAUCUCCUUGUUUUAUAGACAGACAGGUGGUGAUUAAAGGGUUUUUGUUUCGUUUGUUUUUCCUUUCGCUCCUCUAAGCAUGUAGUUAUUUUACUCUUCGCUAACUGAACGCGUUCUCUGCUGGAACAACAAUUCCUUCUGCCUCCUAUUGACUUGGCCUGGCUCUAGUCAGACCAGACGGGGCGGUAAGGGAGGGCUGGGGCCACACUUGGGUCUGGGGCUUCCGGUCCUCCCGCCGAGCCCGCUCUCUAUGGUCGGCGCGGCUAGAGCGUCGAAGCGCUGAGAGAAACUCUAUGGUACCGGCGCAGCGGAGCGGCUCGGCGCGCGUGCGCGGUGCCCGCCCGCUGAGGAGAGGAAGGCGGGAGGCGGUGACGGCGAGGUGAUGGCGACGUUUUUCGGAGAGGUUGUGGUUGCUCCUUCCCGGGCCGGCGUGGACGAUGAGGAGGAGAUCGAGGAGACGGCCGAGGAUCGCGAGAUCCGUAGGGAGCUGCAGGAGAAAAGGGAGAUCGCCGCGUUCUGGACGCCGGGCGCAGCGGGGAGGCCUGCCGAGGAACCCCUGCCGUGCUCCAGGUUCAUCGUCGCCGUAGGACACAACGCUGUCGCUUUUCUGUCUUCUUUUAUUCUGGAUUCCUUAUGUUGGAAAGUAGUUGGAGCUGUGAAACUGUGGAAUGAGUGGUGCCAAACAACCAAUGCAACAAGUGUCCUCCCAACAGAUUCUUUCUGCUUGUUCUAUCAAUUAAUAUCAGAUCCAACAGUUUUGUUGUGCCAGUGUAGUUGCUAUGUUGCUGAAGAUCAGCAGUUCCAGUGGCUUGAAAAGGUUUUUGGCCACAUAAGAAAGGAAGGUUUACAAGUAACCAUUCUUUCAACGUGUCCUGUAGCUGAGUAUAAAACUCAGGAAUCCACUUUGACGCUUCCGUCUCCAUUUCUGAAAGCCUUAAAGACGAAAGAAUUCAAAGAGGAGCUCUGCUGUCCACUGCUGGAGCAACCAAACAUUGUGCGAGAUCUUCCUGCUGCUGUUCUGAGUUACUGUCAAGUAUGGCAGAUUCCUGCAGUACUGUACCAGUGCUACACUGAUAUCAUCAAACUGGACACGGUUACAAUUGAGGCAUUCAAGCCUCUGCUUUCUUCUAAGUCCCUGAAGAAUUUAGUCAAGGAUGUAUCCGAGAGCACAAAGAUUUUGAAGAAGUUGCUGACAACUGUUGAAACUCACAAUAAUAUCUAUAUCUAAAGAGGACACUUACAACACGGAUGACACUUGUUUUUAUCUCCAGUUUCUUCCAGAGAGGGCACUUUGGAAUUGUAGUUAUUUCUUCAGAAGUGGAAUAAAUUCUACUUAAUUUUUACUUUUGAAUUCA